Cordyceps fumosorosea ARSEF 2679 is the source of this 1746-nucleotide messenger RNA. Its product is annotated as MFS transporter. Gene Ontology annotation, biological process: transmembrane transport. The record is from RefSeq and is a predicted model, not a curated record. The coding region runs from base 1 to 1746 and encodes 581 amino acids. Gene Ontology annotation, molecular function: transmembrane transporter activity. The transcript is spliced from 2 exons. Lineage: Eukaryota; Fungi; Ascomycota; Sordariomycetes; Hypocreales; Cordycipitaceae.
AUGGUCGCUGAAGACAGCGCCACCGAGGUUGGCUCGAUCGGGUCGCGCCACAAGGCCACUGUCGACCACACGCCUACGCCGGCCUCCGUCAACGACCUCUCCGAGAAGCAGCCCGCUGCCGCCGCCGAGGACGAGACUGUCGCCGAUGAAAAGGAUGCCGCCGCCGCCGUCGCCGCCACGCCGAGCGACGACCCCGACGAGGGCAUCGAGUACCCCGUCGCCUGGAAGCUGGGCCUGAUCACCAUUGCCCUGUGCCUGUCUGUCUUUUGCGUCGCCCUGGACAACACCAUCAUCGCCACCGCCAUCCCCCGCAUCACCGACGAGUUCAGGGGCUCCGUCCAGGACAUUGGCUGGUACGGCGCCGCCUACCUGCUCACCACCUGCGCCGUCCAGCUCAUCUUCGGCAAGCUCUACACCUUCUACUCGGUCAAGUGGGUGUACCUGGGCGCCAUCUUCCUCUUCGAGGUCGGCUCGGUCGUCUGCGGCGCCACCCCGACCUCGGUCGGCCUCAUCAUCGGCCGCGCCAUCGCCGGCCUCGGCGCCGCCGGCAUCUUCUCUGGCGCGCUGCUCAUCAUCAGCCGCAGCGUGCCCCUCCGCCAGCGGCCCGUCUACAUGGGCCUCAUCGGCGCCGUCUACGGCCUCGCCUCCGUCGCCGGCCCGCUCAUGGGCGGCGCUUUUACUGACAAGGUCACCUGGCGCUGGUGCUUCUACAUCAACCUGCCCUUUGGCGGCGUCACCGCCUUCUUCAUCGUCAUCUUCCUGCACCUGCCCGACGCCAAGACGGCGCUCAAGGACACCACCUUCAAGGAGCAGCUGCUCUCCUUUGACCUCGAGGGCACCUUCUGCUUCAUCCCCGGCAUCGUCUCGCUGCUCCUCGCGCUGCAGUGGGGAGGCUCGCGCUACCCCUGGGGCAACGGCCGCAUCAUCGGGCUCUUCGUCGUCUUCGCCGUGCUCAUCGCCGCCUUCGUCGCCAUCCAGAUCUGGAAGGGCGACAAGGCGACCGUGCCCCCGCGCAUCUUCACGAACCGCACCGUCUGGGCCUGCUCCGCCUUCGUCGUCUGCCUCGGCGCCGCCUUCUUCAUCAUGGUCUACUACCUGCCCAUCUGGUUCCAGGCGAUCCAGGGCAGCUCCGCCGUCAACUCGGGCAUCAAGAGCCUGCCGCUGAUUUUGGGGCUCGUCGUGCUCUCCAUGAUCUCGGGCGGCUUCGUCUCCGCGCUCGGCUACUACACGCCCUUCAUGAUCGCCUCGUCGGUGCUCAUGGCCGUCGGCGCGGGCCUGCUGACCACGCUCGAGAUCGGCGCCGGCCGCAACGAGUGGAUCGGCUACCAGUGCGUCUUCGGCUUCGGCGUCGGCCUGGGCAUGCAGCAGCCGAUGGUGGCGAUGCAGGCGUCGCUGCAGGUGGCCGAGAUCGCGGUCGGCACGGCCAUCAUCAUCUUUGCGCAGACGCUCGGCGGCGCGCUCUUCAUCUGCGUCGCGCAAAACGUCUUCCAGAACAAGCUCAAGGAGGUCAUCGCCGCGGCCGGCAUCCCGGGGCUCACCCUCGACGCCGUCAACUACGUCGGCGCCACGGGGGCGCGCACGCACUUCCAGGGUGAGGCCCUGGAGGUCGUCCUGAACGCCUACAACACGGCCAUUACCAACUGCUUCUACGUGGCCGUCGCCCUCGCCUCGCUGUCCCUGAUCGGCGCCCUCUUCACGCCCUGGAACUCGGUCAAGGGCAAGAAGAUUGAGAUGGCUGCCGCGUAG